Chenopodium quinoa (quinoa) is the source of this 2024-nucleotide messenger RNA. RefSeq names its product tRNA-specific adenosine deaminase 1-like. Gene Ontology annotation, cellular component: cytoplasm; nucleolus. Gene Ontology annotation, molecular function: double-stranded RNA binding; tRNA-specific adenosine deaminase activity; double-stranded RNA adenosine deaminase activity. Lineage: Eukaryota; Viridiplantae; Streptophyta; Magnoliopsida; Caryophyllales; Amaranthaceae. Gene Ontology annotation, biological process: adenosine to inosine editing; RNA processing. The record is from RefSeq and is a predicted model, not a curated record.
UUGAAAAUUCUACCUCGUAAAAAUAUUAUCUUAAGUGAUUAAAAGCUUCUUUUUCCAAUUUCAAAGAAUUUUGGAUUGAUUAUCACCGCCCUUAUGGCUCUCUAAACGCAUAUCGGAUCGAAAAACCCAAUAAUUUUAGUAGAAAACUAGAAAUUGAAAAACCGAAUCACCCUUCGGAAGCCAUGAACAUACACACUUACCGGUGCUAUUGGUGAUUUGGUUGUAAUGGAAGAAAUUCAAUCGUUUGGAGGAGGAAAUUCAUGGGGAGAUAUCAUUUCUGACAAAGUUUUCUCUCUCUUCAACUCUCUUCCUAAAAAGGGCAAACCUCAAGGCCGUGAAGUCACUGUUUUGGCUGCUUUUCUUCUAUCGUCUCCUUCGCAAUAUUUGGAGGUGGUUGCUUUGGGUACUGGGACUAAGUGUUUGCCCAGAUCAAGUCGGAGUUCAAAUGGGGAUGUUGUCAAUGAUUCUCAUGCUGAGAUUAUUGCUAGAAGAGCUUUGUUAAGGUUCUUCUAUUCACAAAUUCAUUCUUAUUGCGAUUUAAGUGAGCAACCACAAGGUGCCAAUGGCAGAAAGUUGCCUAUUUAUUUGGAGACUGAUGGGUCUGGUCAAGGGCGAAACAAGAUCAAAGAGGGUUGGAAUUUACAUAUGUAUAUUUCACAGCUUCCAUGUGGAGAUGCUUCACUUAGUUUGCCACAAUCGUUGAGAAAUAUUUCCUUUGGAGAAGAGGUCCCAGCAUCAUCAACAAAUGUGUUUCAUCCUCCCGGAGAAAAAACUUCCGAAGCUUUAUUGAAGAAGAAUGGUGACUGUCCAACAAUUACUGGCUUAGUUCAAAGAAAGCCUGGCCGUGGUGCCACGACUUCUUCUGUUAGCUGUUGUGACAAAAUAGCACGCUGGAAUGUUGUUGGAAUACAAGGUGCAAUGCUUUCCUACCUGCUCCAACCUGUUUAUACAGUCACCAUUGGGCAAUCAUGCAGUAGUUCUCAAACCCUUUCUCUGAAGGAAAACUUGAGGAGGGCAUUGUAUGAUAGGCUAAAACCUAUAUCAAAUAUGUUAGUUGAUCCUUUUCUAAUUAAUGAGCCUUUAUUUUUUGAAGCUCCUGUCCCACCUAAGGAAUUUCAGCAUCUUGGUUCUGCUCAGGCGACUUUAACGUGUGGGUACUCCAUAUGCUGGAAUAAACAUGAAUUACAUGAGGUUAUCCUUGGGACAACUGGAAGAAAGCAAGGAACCUCUUCAAAGGGAGCAUUAUUUCCAUCCACGGAGUCAUCCUUGUGCAAGAGGAGAUUGUUGGAAUGUUUUUUGUCAUCGAGGUGCAAUUCUUUGGAUGAUUGGAAAAACAAAACGAUGUCAUAUAGAGAACUUAAGGAAAAUGCUCAUGAGUACAACCAAAUGUCUAAGAUAUUGAAGGGGAGCUCAACUUUCUGCAAUUGGCUCUUGAAACCUGUUGAUUCUGAUAUGUUCUCUAUUAGCCUGUAGAGAGCCGGGGAGAUAACGUGAAACUCGAGAAAAUUCUUGCAGCAACAUGUAGCAUCACUUGAGCAAUCAAAGGCGUAAACAAUGUGACCCCUAUACGUUUCAACAUCAUAUACACAAGAAGGAUCAUCUUUGGAACAUGCAAUACGUUGGCCUAAAAUACAAGAAAAAGGUGACUUGUGGCCCCACUUGUUACGAAAUCAAUGUCUUUAAUACCAUUGUUUUGCUUCCUACUUUCUAUUGUAGUUAGAUUGAUUAAAAUCUACAGUAUAUAUGAUACACUUUUAGAGUUUUAGGCAUAGGCAUCACAGACCCUGACUGCCAUGAAAAACGAGUUUAAGUUCUUUGGUCGGAAAACUUUGGGUUAUGGAAGUUAUCAUGCACUCGAUUGGCUAAACAUAGUCACAGGACCACGAUGUCAAGAGUCGAAGAAACGUGCUGUAGCUGUCAAUGUCUUGUUCUGUCUAUUCUUGCUCUUCACCCUCUUAUUUUGCUACGAACUUUUUGUUGGUUGGAGUAAUUCUGUAAGUCAAAUUUUAAACUUUGUUUUUAAA